Molecule: messenger RNA, 795 nt
Organism: Sesamum indicum (sesame)
Lineage: Eukaryota; Viridiplantae; Streptophyta; Magnoliopsida; Lamiales; Pedaliaceae
Source: RefSeq, a predicted model, not a curated record
AUGCCAGAUCUCCCAAGAUACGAUGGAACACGGGAUCCACAAGAACAUAUAGCCGCUUUCGACAUGGUAAUGAAUUUAUACGGGCAGGCAAGUUCCAUAGUUGCUAAGUUAUUUGUCACUACAUUGACAGGGAAGGCUCAAGAAUGGUUUAUGAAUUUGCCACCUGGCAGCAUAGAGGCAUACGAGCAAUUGGUGCAGAAAUUCGCGUUCCAUUUUGCAAGCAAAAGAAAGCAAAAGAGAUCGGCCACGCAUUUAUUUACUAUCCGACAAGGGGAGAAUGAAAGUUUGAAAAAUUUUAUGGGACGUUUUAAUAACGAAACAUUGGAGGUGCAGGAUCUUAGGAUAGACAUGAUGACUAGUAUCCUUAUCCAUGAGUUGAAGAAAGGAGUUUUCGCAUCGGCCUUAGCACGGGAUCCGCCAAUAGAUACAGAGCAGUUGAUGGCGAUGGCGCAAAAAUACAUUGAUGAAGAGGAGAUGAACGCAAUGAAGGAUGAGGAAUGGAGAGUUACAUCAGAACGAGCGAGAGAUGGAAGAUUCAUUAGAGAUCGUGAUAUGCGACCUAAAAAGGAGAAAGAAAGGGAACCACCUUACCAGCCGAAAUACAGUAAGUAUACCCCUUUAAAUAUGACCAGGGCUAAAGCUCUCAUGUUGGUGGAAAAAGAUAAUGUGUUGAUAUGGCCGAAGCACACAAGGAUUACUCCAGCUAAAAGAUAUUCGAACAAAUACUGUCGGUUCCACCGAGAAAGAGGACAUGAUACAGAGGAAUGCUACCAAUUGAAAGACGAGAUAGAGUGA